Molecule: messenger RNA, 2473 nt
Organism: Anastrepha obliqua
Lineage: Eukaryota; Metazoa; Arthropoda; Insecta; Diptera; Tephritidae
Exons: 8
Coding region: 1-2277 (758 amino acids)
Biological process (GO): cardiac muscle tissue development; heart contraction
Cellular component (GO): sarcoglycan complex; sarcolemma
Source: RefSeq, a predicted model, not a curated record
AUGCAAGGUGCCGUCGCGCCAGUGUGCAUCAUCAGCGUUCUUUUUGUCCGGUCUUUGGCUUUCUUUGCCAUGGUGAAUGACACUAUCGACAUUGGUUCGCACAUUUUAGAUUUUGAUUUAGACGCGUCAGCGUCACAACAGCAACAAACGUUGCAGCAUUCCGCCAGCAAUAAUACGCUUCAAAUAUCCACUGCCAAAAUUCAACAAAAAGUGAAAAAUGAAAAACUGGCAAAGGCGGAUAAACAGGACAAACAGGAACAGCGAAAUUCUGUGAAUCUACAAAUUCUGCCAAGCAGCGCUGAGAAUUUAAGUUGGACAUUUUUCGAAGAAGUCUCUACAUUAGACAAUCAAUUGCGCGGCAAUGAAGAGCUGAGUGCGCCACCUGCAAACAGUUGUCACUUAAUGACUACCUCGCCCAAACAGGUUUAUGCGACACAAGAGGCCAUUGAAGCAGAGCUGGUGAAGAGUCGCUUGGAUGCACCACAGGAGAUAAUUGCGCGCAAACAAAAUGGUUUUACGCCAAUGACCAACGCACUGCCCAUAGCCAACGACAAUACUAAAAUAUGUGACCACAUUCUUUCGCAGCAAUCACCAGAUGUAAUACAAAAACAACAGCAGGACUACAAAGUGGCAAUUGAUCUGCAAUUGGACACAGCAAAAACAGCAACAACAGCAACUUUUCAAUUCACAUCGCCCACUGCAACAUUUAAGCGCAAAAAGCAGCAACAACAAAAACAAUUCGAACAUCAACUCCACAACAACAAUAACUGUUACAACAAUCAAACAGCGGUAAUUAAUAAUUCACUACCAAUAGAACAACAACAACAAUUGAAUUCAAAAUCACCUAGCCGCAUUAGCGUUCAGGGUGGCAAUGUGCAACAUGCACCAGCAACGAACAUUUCGGUUGUGUUGAAUGGUAUUGGGGCGCCAAAAGCAACGAAAGCGACAAAUCCGGCGAUUGUUGACGAUAUUUUAGGUCUUCGUGCAGGUGCCAGUGGUGGCACUGGUGGGUGUCACAUUGACAACCUAACAACAACAGCGACAAACAUACGCACGCCACACCACCACCACACGUUACCACGUUUUGUCACAACAACAACAACAACAACAACAGCAACAAAACCAUUGCCACGUGCUGCUGCUUAUGCCGCUGACAAACUCGAUUUAGUGGGCAGCCACACAAGCAAAUCGCCGCUGGUGGCGUUCACAAACUCACAACUAAACGGCCACAAUAAGCGGCAACGUGCCACUCCCAAGGUGAAACCGGCUCAACGACAACAUCAACAGCAAUCACGGCUACAACAGCAGGCGUUGCCAAAGAGAAUGCCCACAGGCGCUGCUGGUGGCAGUGGCAGUGCGAAUGGUAGCGGUAGUGGCAAUAGCAGCAAUUACAGCAACAACAAUAACAACAAUACACUGCACAAAGGUAACAGCGCAUUCAUGGACAGUUUGGGCGCACACUUAGAGUUGGUGGGGUGGCGUAAGAAGUGCCUGUAUGGCUUGCUAGUGCUGCUGAUGCUGCUCAUCAUCACGAAUUUGGUGUUGACGCUGUGGAUACUGAAGGUGAUGGAAUUCACAACGGAUGGCAUGGGGCAGCUGAAGAUAGUGCCAGGCGGCAUACAACUAACCGGUCAAGCGCUCAUAAUGGAUAUGCUGCGUGCAUCGACAAUACGCUCCAGGCACGGCCAGCCGAUAGCGAUAGAAUCAUCACGUAAUUUUUCAAUCAAUACACGUGACGCGAAUGGCAUGCUGGAGAAUCAUUUAUUUCUUGGGCACGACAAGCUCGAAUGCCUGGCGAAGGAAAUUCGCAUCAAUGACACCAAUGGACGAAAUUUAUUUUCUGUAAAUCAAAAUGAAGUCACAAUCGGUGCACACGCGUUGCGAAUUGACGGCGAAGGUGGCGCCAUAUUUCGGGAAUCCAUACAAACGCCACAUGUACGCGCCGAACCGGGGCGCGAGUUGAGACUGGAAUCACCAACACGUCAGCUGGAGCUGACAGCAGCAAAGGACAUAAAUUUGCAAUCACGUGCCGGAGCAAUCGAAGUGACUGCGCUAAAAGAUGUGCGACUGAGUGCGCUUGAUGGAAGUCUGCGCUUGGAAUCCUCCAAAAUCCUUAUGCCGAAUCUGCGUACAGCGCAACCGCCUUCGUUGGGAGCGCCACAAAGUCGUGACCAUUUGCAUCGUGUCUUCCAGCUGUGCGCCUGUUCGAAUGGCAAACUCUUUCUUGCUGCGCCGCACUCGAUAUGCGCCGGAGAUGAUAGUACCGUUUGCAGAUGAUUGCCCGAACGUAGACAAUAAAAUGAGGACGAAGUGCUCUCCGGAGACCGGAUGUUGAGAAAAUAAAGAAAGAAGGAGGAAUUAAUAACAAUUAAAUAGUAAAUAGAUAUGUAUGUAUGUGUAGGCACUAAGACUAAGUAUAGGUAAAAUCAAGCAGGGGCUAAAGUAGUAUUCAUAUUGAUGUAAAUGUUGAAAG